AUCCAAAGUUCACAUACUUCGUAUUCGCAUUUGAGCCAAUAAAAGGCAUUUUCUUACUCAAAAUAUUUCUUUUCUCGGUUUAGUAAAUUAUCUGUUUUACGGUAACGUUAUUUGAAAACAGCAACAAUAAUCUGCAAGAAAUGAACUUUCCCCCAGUCUAAAUCUAAUGUUGCCAUUCAGAUCUCCCUUGAUGGCCGGAGGGGGGUACAAAUUUUUCUUCCUCCCUCUUCACGAGCUCACCGCGCCCCUCCUUUAGUGAUGCAAAUGAGUCGAAGCAAGGCCAUCGCGGGUGAAUGGGUUUGGAGCUGAGAGAAACGCUGGACUAUCAUUUCUACGAGCUCCAGCAGCACCGAAGAGGACUUUUUGUUGUCCCGCAGUUUAGAAGUUUAAACUGCACAGGAAUUUUAGUGACGGCAACCCAAUGUCAAACAAAUUAUCUCUGACAGAGUGAGUUAAUCUGAUCGAGUUUAUGUUUAAGUGUUUUUUGUCUGUGGUAAACACUGAAUUUUACAGUUAACUUUCUACCACGAAAGGAGACGCUCAGUAUAGUGUAGCCUAGUAGUUGGUAGCCAAAGCUAUGAACUCCUUGCGCAGCUGAUUAAUUUGAGGGUCAAGCUCCACAGAAGUGUUAGAAGCAAUAUAGGCCUCAGAUAGUCUUGUUUGCUGUUUAGUCUUUUUUACCUGUUGAAGUCCCGAGGAUGUACAGCAUGAACCAAUACGAAUUAAAAUCAUCGGGUCCCCAAAUCGGCCCGGGGAUGACUCCUGUGAACGGGAGCGCGCAUGGCGGAGAUCAACAUGGGGCCAAGACACCUGCAUGUCCAACUGGAGGUGAUCCCAUGGACAAGAUUAAGCGGCCCAUGAACGCUUUUAUGGUGUGGUCGCGUGGCGAACGACGGAAGAUGGCCCAGGAGAACCCAAAAAUGCACAAUUCGGAAAUUAGCAAGCGACUCGGGGCGGAAUGGAAGCUUCUCACUGACAAUGAGAAAAGGCCCUUCAUUGACGAGGCCAAACGCCUGCGCGCGCAACACAUGAAGGAUUAUCCCGACUACAAGUACAAGCCUCGUUGCAAGAACAAGCCGCCAAUGAAGAAGGACAAUCCUAUCGGAAAAUACCCACUGACGGCAGGCAACCUGUUGACUGCGGCAGGUGCACAGGGACCUGGCGGAAGCCCCCGAAUGGAGAGCUACGGAUGGGGGUCCGCUGGGGGGUAUGCGGGAAUACAAAGCAUACAGAACGAACCCCUUGGUUAUAAUCAGCAUCUCCAACGCUAUGAUUUGUCGGCCCUUCAAUAUCCCACUGCCAUGGCAACCGCAAAGACGAAUGGCGCCAACUUUUACAGCCCCAUGUCAUACAGCAGCAGCACCCAGCAGCCCAACCCGGUGAUGUCCAUGGCAAAGGCAGAGCCUGUAUCACACUCCCCCACAGCCCCCCCACCUCAACACUGGGGGGCUCUUCAGGGGGAUUUACGAGACAUGAUUAGCAUGUAUAUCCCGGGAGGCGAGACAAACGACUCACAGAGGGGGUACCCUGGAAUCCAGCAGCAGUACAUUGGAGGGGGCGUGUCCCACCCCCACAUGUGAUACAGUGAGGCAAGCUGAAAAAAUACAGACGGGAAUGCUGAGACACCUGUGCAGACGCCUGCCUCGCUCACCUGACCUCUGAAAGACCUCUCUCUGCCCAUCUUUAUAGGGACCCCUCUGUCUCUUGUUUAUAUUGAUGUGGUGAUGUAUAAGAGGCGCUUAUUGCUGCCAAACAGACCCCUUUGUAUGGUCUAUGGCAGUGGUUUCCAAAUUGCGAGUCAGGACCCACCAGUGGGUCUUGGGAGAGAAAUUUUUUGGGAAACUCUGGUUAAUGGUCAUGGGCCUCAUCCAGUCAGGGCCUCUGAGCCACGAGCCACAGGACCAGGGCUUGAACCCAUCCAGCCUGAUUGUAUUUUUUAUACUAGAAUCUAUCCAAGAAAUCCUUUGGAUUUCUGAAAGUCCUCCCUUCCUGCCUUGAUUUUUUAUUUGCUUGUUGUAACAAUUGAGCUCCCCCAAGAGACUCUCUAUCAGUAGUUUACUUCCUAAUCUCUUCUGUAAAAAAGUGUUUGGUGUAAAUUAGACAUAUUGUGUAUUAACUUCUCUUCCACAGUGCUGGUGAGACUCCAGAAAUGUUUAGGAUGUAGUUUCUUUUCUUUUUAAAUGAGUGGCAGUAAGAAGCAGCGAGAACAGUGGUGGAGGCACACUCACCUCAUCUUGGUCAUCAGGGUUUAAAGUUGGGAUCUUUCCCAGCACCUGAAUUACUCCUAGUUCUACUGUUCAUUACAGUUCCUAAUUAAGAAUAAAAACACACACUUAUACUCCAAAGAUCAACAAUAAUUUUAUGCACUCGUGGUGUUUGCCAUUUCAUCAAAACCAGUCUUCAAUAAUUCCCAGCCAACCGAAGGUUCCAUUGUAUUGACUUGAAGACUAUCUAAGACAGACAGACACCAACAGACUCCAACAGACACCAUUGGCCAAAAUAUUGUGACCAACCAUAUUUGUUUUGAGUAGUGUAAUGACACGUACAUCACUUGAUCACAUUAUUUUUGGAGGAGGUAUUCAUACAGGCUUUCUUUAGAAGAUCAUCAGUUUCAGAAACCAUUUAACCCGAAUCAUCAAUUAUUUUUAUACUGUUGCUAAAUAUGUGGAAGGCGUCAAUCAUUGUGAUUGAGUAUACUGUGAUGCCAUUAUUCCUGCAGUGAAUCAUGAAAGAGGGCAGGGAUAUCAAUUUAUUGACAGAAUUAUAUUAGACCUGAUGAUCACUGCUGUUGCACUCAACUAAAAUUCUUUUUUUCAUGUAAAAAUGUAUGUCCACCUCUCUGAUGUUCAAAUCAAAAGGUACUGUCUACUGUAAUACUGUAAUUUAUAAUAAACAGUCAGGAGGCAAAUGUUUCCAUUGUACCUUCAGUCUAUUCUUAACAUUUCAUCAUUGUAAAAUAUGUUCAGAACAUUGUGUGUUGAUGUAUUUACAAUCAUUUGGUAAAAUGUGUAAGAAUGAUGUUUCUCUCAGUUCUGAUAAUUAACUCUAGAAGCAUAUAUUAACAUUAAUAAAGUCAUUAUAAACCCAUACCUGCA
This is a messenger RNA of Anguilla rostrata (American eel), 3095 nucleotides long. Its product is annotated as transcription factor Sox-19b-like. Bases 699 to 1580 code for a protein of 293 amino acids. The transcript is spliced from 2 exons. NCBI's taxonomy places the organism in Eukaryota, Metazoa, Chordata, Actinopteri, Anguilliformes, Anguillidae. The record is from RefSeq and is a predicted model, not a curated record. Gene Ontology annotation, biological process: regulation of DNA-templated transcription; cell differentiation; anatomical structure morphogenesis. Gene Ontology annotation, molecular function: RNA polymerase II cis-regulatory region sequence-specific DNA binding; DNA-binding transcription factor activity, RNA polymerase II-specific.